UGAUUCGGUAAGAUGACGUAUACAAACAAAAUGGCGGAGGACAUCGCUGUGUUGCAACAAUUUGAAAACGAUGAUAUAUAUAAACAGUUCCUAACUAAAGACUUUGAUGUGAAAACUGUCACUUCAAAUGCGGUUCAAGAAGUUUCCAUAACAGAGAAUUUAAAUAAGUUAUCACUUGGGAUAGCAUUGCUUGAUAAAGAACUGCAUGAUCAGGUUGCAUAUCAUUAUGAAGAUCUUUUAUCACAAGCAAAUGGAAUUGAAACUCUGGAAGGAGUUUUAGAAAAAGUACAUGGCAGAAUUCAAACUCUUCUAACUGCUACUGAAAGGUUACGUUCUAAGCUUAUCGAGCCAUAUAAUAAAGUAGCCACUCAAACAACCAUGCUUGUCAGAUUGCAGAUGACCUGUGAUCUACUCCGACGUAUUAUUAGAAUUUUGCAUCUUAGUGGUCGCUUACAGACUCAACUCCAGGGUGGAGUGAGAGAAAUAACAAAAGCAGCACAGUGUCUAAAUGAAUUAGGCUAUUUAAUGGAAAAUGUUGAUUUGUCUGGAUUGGAGGUGAUUGAAAAGGAUCAAAAGUUAAUCAAAGAUGCAAGAGUUCAAGUUGAAAAACAAGCAAAGUUAUUAUUAGAAAAAGGAAUGGAAACUCAGAAUCAAGCUCAAGUAGCUACAGCUCUCCAAGUUUUCCACAAUUUACAAAUUUUACAACCAUCAGUGAAUGAAGUAAUUAAUCAAGUUUUGACAAAAUUAAGAGAAAAUAUCAAAACAGCUUUAGAUAUUAAAUUAUUAAGUCAGCAACCAGGAAACAUGCCAAUAAAAAAUGCUCCUGGUCGUGCAGCAAUACCGACUAUAGGGAAUUCUGCAUCAUUUCGAGCCACAUUAUGGACAAAUAUGGAAAAUCUUAUGGACCAAAUAUAUACAGCUUGUAGUCAUAUUCAGCAUCUGCAGAAAGUACUUAUUAAAAAAAGAGAUCCAGUAACCCAUGUUUGUUUUUUAGAUGAAUUGAAAAAGGAUCAAGAUAGUGAUAUUGUACAGAAUUUUUGGGAGAUGAUGACAGAAAUUUUAACUAAACAAUUUGCUGAUGCUGCAAAAGAAUCAACAUUCAUCAAACAGGCUUUUGAAGGAGAAUACCCCAAACUAUUACGUCUACAUACUGAUCUGUGGAAACGAUUACAGCAGUUGAAUGCAAUAUCUCAGACCAGUAUUGAAGCUGUUGUGAGUUCUCAGGAUACAUGUGAUGAAUCUACUGCAACUUUAAUGAAUUUCAGACCAGAUCAAGCUCUUCAUGCAACUUUAAUUCCAUUUGAAAAUGCAUAUCUUUCUCGUUCUCUCUCCCGUCUGUUUGAUUCUGUGAAUGUUGUAUUUUCGGUUGGAAGCCAAGACGCACCAACAAAAGACGACGUAGAAAACAUCAUAAAAACUAUAUUUAGGUAAUAUCGUUUAUAAAAAGUAAUAUAAAUGAAAUAAAUUGUAAAGUUUUGAAUAUGUUUAGUGAAUUGAAUGCAGCAAAUAUCAAUUCCACUCUGAGUCAGAUCAUUGCAAAAAAUGUAGCCAAAACUGUCCAGCUAUUUACUGUGAAAUGUGAA
Molecule: messenger RNA, 1583 nt
Organism: Centruroides sculpturatus (bark scorpion)
Lineage: Eukaryota; Metazoa; Arthropoda; Arachnida; Scorpiones; Buthidae
Product: conserved oligomeric Golgi complex subunit 5-like
Exons: 11
Coding region: 13-1431 (472 amino acids)
Biological process (GO): intra-Golgi vesicle-mediated transport
Cellular component (GO): COG complex
Source: RefSeq, a predicted model, not a curated record